UGUUUUUGUUUCUACUUAGCCAAACUAUAUCAUGAAUGAUAAUGAAGUUGAAGCUUUUUGACGGUUUUUGUUUUCUGCUUCUCUAACCCAGCAUGCAUUUGUGAAUAAUGUGUCAACCUCCGUUGAAGGCGUAGAAGAAGAAACAUAGCGGAAAGAAACACUAGCUCAAAUAUCUAGUGCCUUAUUUUCUUUCUUUCUGUGCUCAGACGUGUACACAAGAUCAGAACCGGUCCUUAUUCUAGUGAACCAUUAUGGGUGGUGUGGUGGGGUGCAGAGGUAUUUUGGAGAUGCUCCCUCUGCAUUAACAGUCCAUUCUGGACAGCUGGUCCUGGAAGUCCCGGAUGGCGUGCCCAGUUCAGUUCCUCUUCAGAGGUCUUUGCACUAUUGGACUGGUCCUCCUCUACUAUGUCUUCUCUAUAGGCAUCACAUUCUAUAACAAAUGGCUAAUGAAGGGCUUCCAUUAUCCUCUGUUCAUGACACUGGUUCAUCUCGUCAUCAUCUUCUGUCUAUCUUCUGUGACACGAUGGGCCGUGCAGUGCUGGACAGGCAAACCUCGCGUCAUCCUGAGCUGGAGAGACUACAUCUUUAAGGUGGCUCCAACAGCCUUAGCAACAGCACUGGAUAUUGGCCUUUCCAACUGGAGCUUCCUCUUCAUCACCAUCAGUCUGUACACCAUGACCAAAUCCUCAGUCGUGCUUUUCAUCCUCUUUUUUUCACUACUGUUCAAGCUAGAGGAGCCGAACCCCUUCCUGGUCCUUGUGGUCCUGCUGAUCUCCAGCGGUCUCUUUAUGUUUACAUUCCAGUCAACCCAGUUCAACUUUGAAGGUUUUGUUAUGGUUCUGCUGGCGUCUUUUAUCGCAGGGAUCCGCUGGACUCUCACUCAGGUCCUCAUGCAGAAAGCAGAGCUGGGCCUCCAGAACCCGAUAGAUGCCAUGUACCACCUACAGCCUCUCAUGUUCCUGGGCCUCUUUCCCCUCUUCCUGUAUAACGAAGCGGUCAGCCUGAGCACCUCUGAGAAGUUAUUCCGGGUAACGGAGCUCUCUCCUCUCCUGAACUCCGUUCUCGUUCUCAGUGUUGGUGGGACUCUGGCCUUCGGUUUGGGCUUUUCUGAGUUUCUGCUCGUCUCCAGGACCUCCAGCCUCACUUUGUCCAUAUCAGGCAUAGUGAAGGAGGUGUGUACGAUGCUUCUGGCCGCGUCUCUGGGAGAUAAAAUGACCACCCUGAACUGGCUGGGGUUUGCUGUGUGUCUGUGUGGCGUCUCUCUGCAUGUGACACUCAAGAUUAUUUAUUCCAAAAGUAAAGUCCCGUCGGUACGACAGCUCACCAGUAAAGGCUCGGAGCUGGAGAUGCCGCUGCUGCUGCAGAACGACGACAAAUACGAGGACUCUGCUGCCGAUGAAGAUGAGGAGCAAGAGAUCUCUUUACACUGACGCAGCAGGACCUGAGAACACCUCAUUCCUUUGUUCAUCCAUCUGGAUGCGAACAAAGCCUCCAAACCGCCACACAAACAGGACGUCGUUAGCUUUAUUACUUCAUGUGCUCAGGUCUGACGCCUGUCAGCUCAGCCGCAUGGUCAUGUGAUGCUCGAGUGUCGGGAGAUGACGAGUAGCGAAAGCGUGAAGGUGUCCUCAGCAGAGAGAAACGCGGUGUUGCAGCCUCGUUCUCUGCCUGUUAAUGACAUGAAAGUAUCUCCACGCGUUUGGAAACCGGAGCUUUGUGCAGAUUAGUCUUGGUGCUUCUUGUUCUGGAGGAGGCAUCGGAGUACGGCUGAGGUGCUCCAGUUCCUCACGUUCUUGCUUUUACAGCAGAUUCGGCUGUUUCAGCCACCCUUCGAUGUGCAGGUUGAUUUAGUGAUCAUUAAACCAAUCGUGAUUUCCCGAAGCCUUAAGGUUAGUUUUAAAUAAUAAAGCAGAAACUGGAGAGUGUUGGCAUGAAGAGACUGCUUCGUGUGUUGACGGUUUUUAAAAAGUCACGUUUUAAAUUCUGAUUUUCGUGGAGUUAAACGUCGGUGGAGUCCAGCCUUUUCAGUCUAAUCUGAACACAUUUAAUUACCUUAAUGUGCCUUGUUAUUAAAAUGCUCGACAGAACUUUAAAUAACUAUUUUAUGAUGAGUUUAGUAAUGUAUACGAAGUUUUAAAUGUUAUGAUAUUGAUGUGGUUAAAGGUGGUGAUUGACUUUCUUGAUGUAAGGAUUAAUAACAACCAACAUUAUUUUUCCACAACAACAAUAAGUAAAUAAAUAAGCAAUAAAAAUACUAA
This is a messenger RNA of Nothobranchius furzeri (turquoise killifish), 2258 nucleotides long. It is a transcript of the gene slc35h1, whose product is annotated as solute carrier family 35 member C2. Gene Ontology annotation, biological process: UDP-glucose transmembrane transport. Gene Ontology annotation, cellular component: cis-Golgi network; endoplasmic reticulum-Golgi intermediate compartment; Golgi apparatus. Lineage: Eukaryota; Metazoa; Chordata; Actinopteri; Cyprinodontiformes; Nothobranchiidae. Gene Ontology annotation, molecular function: antiporter activity. The record is from RefSeq and is a predicted model, not a curated record.